Zerene cesonia (dogface butterfly) is the source of this 1932-nucleotide messenger RNA. Its product is annotated as glucose dehydrogenase [FAD, quinone]-like. The record is from RefSeq and is a predicted model, not a curated record. The transcript is spliced from 4 exons. The coding region runs from base 1 to 1932 and encodes 643 amino acids. NCBI's taxonomy places the organism in Eukaryota, Metazoa, Arthropoda, Insecta, Lepidoptera, Pieridae. Gene Ontology annotation, molecular function: flavin adenine dinucleotide binding; oxidoreductase activity, acting on CH-OH group of donors.
AUGAGUUUAUGGCUACCACCUGAUAUUUCUCCAAUCUGCGCAACCGCGCAAGCGAAUCUGACACAGUGCUCUCCAACAGGUUAUCUCUAUUUGGCUCUUGUGACUCAACUGUUUGGUACUACGACUAACAAUAGCUAUCCCGAAUACAACCAAGAUGAUACGCAGUCUAAAUGUGAAAAAAAUAAAGAUGCAAAUGAUGUUAAUGAAGAUUUCGAGGGAGUUGAUGAUAAAUAUAAGACAUACGAUUACAUAAUUGUUGGAGCGGGUUCCGCUGGGUGUGUACUCGCUAAUAGGCUAUCUGAAGAUGCAGAUCAAAAGAUUUUGCUUCUGGAAGCUGGGCCUGAAGAACCAGAUGUAACAAUGGUACCAGCUUUACCAAGAUUAUUGGCCAAUUCCAAGAUUGAUUGGAUGUACAAAACUCAACCGGAAGAAACUAACUGUUUGUCGCAAAAAGGACAAUCCUGUCCUACUAUAAGAGGCAAAACAAUGGGUGGAUCUAGUGCAGUAAAUUAUAUGGUGUAUAUGAGAGGUAGCAAGCUAGAUUAUGACAAUUGGGCAAAAGACGGCAAUGAAGGUUGGAGUUUUGACGAAGUUUUACCAUACUUUAAAAAAUCUGAAAAUUAUCGAUACGUUGAAAGCAUUGAUGACGAAUAUCAUGGAUUUGGUGGUCCAUUAAACGUCGAAAAUUUUCCGUACGUUGAUAUUGCAUCUGAUAUGCUUGUAAAAGCUUUUAAUGAAAAGGGUUUACCGACAAAAGAUUUAAGUAGGGACAGUCAAGUUGGCGUUAAUAUAAACCUGUCUACAUCUAAAGACGGUAAACGACAAUCGGCUAAUGUAGCAUUUAUAAAGCCAAUAAGAAAUGAAAGAGAGAAUUUACAAAUAAUAACAGACGCAUUUGUUACCCAAAUACUAAUAGACGAAUCUACAAAAACUGCGGUUGGGGUAAAAUAUUAUAAAAAUGGAACGUAUUACAAAGUUUUCGCUGAAAAAGAAGUAAUAGUAAGUGCUGGGGCAAUAAAUUCCCCAAAAUUACUUAAAUUAUCUGGUGUUGGUCCAAAAGAAGAGUUAGAAAGCCUAGGUAUACCCAUUAUAGCCGAUUUGAAAGUUGGGUAUAAUCUUCAUGAUCAUGUCACAACUGAUGCUCUUACAGUUUCUUUAUCCAAUGAAUGUGAAACAUUAAAAAGUGAAAAAGAAUUGCUCAAUGAAGUAACAAAAUAUUAUCUUCAAAAUGAAACAAAAGAAGGCCCGUUAUCUACAACAUCUACUAUUAAUAGUAUUGCAUUUAUAAAGACAAGCUAUGAAAUGGAAAAUGCACCAGACAUUCAAAUUCACUUUGAUGGCAGAAAUGUGGCUGAAUAUAUGGCAGAUCCAAGUACAUAUGCUGCAACGAACACAUUACCCUUAUCUUUUUAUGAUGGUAUUGCACCUAAACCUUUAUUGCUUACUCCAAAAAGUAGAGGAUAUAUCUUAUUGAAUAAAACAGAUCCAACAUUUGGCGCACCAUUGAUUUAUCCAGGCCACCUUAAGGAACAAGAAGAUAUAGAUAGGCUAGUCGAGGGUAUAAGAUUUGUGUUAACCUUAGAAGACACUGAAAGUUUCAGGCAAUGUGGUGCUAGAUAUGUUAGAACACCAGUAGAAGGUUGUUCUGAUUAUGAAUGGGGCACAUAUGAAUAUUUUGUUUGUAUAUUAACGCACUACACAAUGACUAUUUGCCACCCAGUCGGGACAUGUAAGAUGGGGCCUGCCGAUGAUGAAGAUGCUGUUGUAGAUCCAAGGUUUAAAGUGUAUGGUGUCGAUAAAAUGAGAGUGGUGGAUUCUUCUACAAUGCCCAAAAUUGUAAGAGGUAAUUUGAAUGCUCCAACAAUAAUGAUGGCAGAAAAGGCUAGCGAGAUGAUUAAAGAGGAUCGUAUUUGUAGAAAUAUUGAUACAUAA